Messenger RNA from Onthophagus taurus, 4143 nucleotides. RefSeq names its product Zinc finger CCHC-type containing 7 (gene Zcchc7). The record is from RefSeq and is a predicted model, not a curated record. Lineage: Eukaryota; Metazoa; Arthropoda; Insecta; Coleoptera; Scarabaeidae. Gene Ontology annotation, cellular component: TRAMP complex. Gene Ontology annotation, molecular function: zinc ion binding; RNA binding. Gene Ontology annotation, biological process: nuclear polyadenylation-dependent snoRNA catabolic process; TRAMP-dependent tRNA surveillance pathway; nuclear polyadenylation-dependent rRNA catabolic process.
UUUAUUUUUCCCUAUCUGCCAUUGCAAAUUAAGUAAUUUUUUUGACAUGACAUGAUAUUUGCACGUGUUUAACUGUGUAGAUUCAUAUCUAAUUAAAAACUAUAUGACAUCGUAAUUUAAGUGUAACAUAAGAUAUCAGCGAUGGAGGGGUUAGAUAUAGAUAUGGAGGAUUUAGAAUCAAGACUUUACAGUCAAGUUUAUCAUUCCCCUGCGGAAAAUAACAAUCCUCAAACACAAAAACAAGAAACUCCAACAAAUGUUAUUGCGGAAUUUAAGCGACCUUCAAGAUAUUUUCAAAUCCCCAUAAAAAAACCUGUUGUGACAGCACCUCCCGAGUUUAUACCUUUAUCUACAAACCAAGAAAUAAGGGAUAUUCAGGAAAAUACGCAUCGAACGAUUUUCAACAAUCGUUAUUAUAAAGGAAUUGAUAUGAUGGAACCACCGGUGAUUUCGCCGUUUCAACCUCAUAAUAAUUUCAUUAUUGUGCCACCUAUAGUGCCUACGCAAAUUAUCUCUCCAAAUGUAUUUCCAAACAAAAAUUUUGAAAAAUAUUUGAAGAGACAAGAAAAAGUUGAAGCUAAGAAACAAAAAAAUCUUGAAAAAAGAAAAAGGUAUAAACAAAAGAAGAUGUUGAGGAGGCAACAAAUGAAAGAAGAAGCGCUUGCCUUAAAAGCUCUCAUUCAACAAGAAAAAAACGAAGUAGAGUCUAAAACAACAGAUAAUAACAAAGUUUUCAUUGAACAUUCUUUAACGGUAAAACCGUUAUCGAGGGAUUCCCGAAACAAUUCAGUUAUUGUAUUAUCUGAAAGUGAUAAUAAUAGCGAUUGUGAGGAAAUAUUAGAAAAAAGAGAAGUAGUGGAGUUAAGUUCGGAUGACGAUGUAAAACAAGAAGAAACCCGACCUCUUGAUACAUCGACACCUGAUCCCACUUUAAAUAGUAUUAAAACAGAACCAGGCAGUUCCGAUAGUUUAAACACAAGUAAAACCGACGAUGAUGUAAUUUUCAUCGAACCCGAAUCGAAACAUAUAGAAGUAAUUGAAAUAGAUUGUGAUUCCGUUAGUGCCAGUCUUAAAGACGAUGAAAAACAUAGCGAAACAGCUUCAACAAAUUCGGAUAUAAAAAUACCAAACAUUCCUCAAUUGCGAUUAAGACGGGAAUUAAGAACACCUGAUUCGGCUUCGAAUGAUUUUCUCGAUAAUUCCGUUGACGUGAAUAAUUCGAAAUUUAAUUUUAGUCUACACGGAAGUGAUUUUAGAAACACUAAUAAUUCUUCAAAAAAUGUUAUUGAUAUGUCUGAAACUGAUAGCACAACGAGUGAUGCUACUCUCCCCAAAACUAAUCAUUUCAAUACCGUUGAUUUUGAAACGCCAACGAAACGAUUUUUUGAUGAUACAAAUCUCGAAUCGUUUGGUAAUUAUAUAACACCGAGUAGGGAUAACUCGAAUCGCGUUGAAAAAGAUAGUUUUGAACAAGUUUGUACGCUAGCUAGUCAACGACAUACCGUAGCUGCGACGAAUUCAAGUUCGGAUGAUUCAAGCUCAGAAAGUGAUUAUGAAGAAAAUAAAGUUAGUUGUUUAAAUUCGAAACAAUUACCUCAACUUUCUUCUGUUAAUAGAGAUAAUGAUUUAGAUGUAGUUGAACCAGAUAAAACGUUGGGAGAUUCUUCUCUUUCCAUAACAAAAUUAGUUACAGAAGAAAUCCCUAGUACUUCUCAAUUAGAUCAAACAUUAAUUGAAACAAAGAAGCGAAAAUCUGAAAGUUUGGAUACAUCUACAAGUAAAAAACGAAAGACACAAAAUCAAAAUGAUACAACUAUUGAAGAUAAAGAUAAAAAUAAUGAUACUGUUAUUUCUGAUAUUGAUAUAGAAAGUAAUCCCAAUUUUAUAAUCAUUGAUGAAACGUUUUGUAAUGAACCAAAUGCACAAAAUAGUGAUGAUGAUGAUACUGAGUCAUAUUUUAGUUGUGAUGAUUUCAAUAAUAUCACAUCCGAUCUAAAAUUGGGAAAUUGUCAGGAGGAAACAAAGAGGAGAGGUGAAGACAAAGGAAUUAAAGAAAAAAAAAUAUCGCAACAACCUGAGGCUUCUAAUUCAGUGAAUAGAGGUGGUGAAGAAAAGAUUGAUUAUUUAAAUUUUUCUGUGGAAAAAGUUCAACAAACAAUGUCAGAUAAUCCGGAUGAUUGGAAAAUUUUGGAUAUUGAUCGUUUACAUUUUCGUUAUGAAACUCCAAGGGGCCCUAGAUGUCACCGAUGUCGAGAGGUUGGUCACAUGGCUCUUCAUUGUACAAACAAACAAGGUCCGCGUCCUUGUAUUCUUUGUGGGGAGAGAGGCCAUCAAGAUCCACGGUGUCCCUUGGCAAUGUGUACAUCUUGUGGAAAUCUUGGCGGACAUACAACUUAUUGUAGUAGAUGUGCUCAUUGGCAGAAAGUCCAAUGCCAUCUUUGUAAAUUGUAUGGACACAUUGAUUCAGUUUGUCCAGAUUUGUGGCGAAGAUAUCAUUUAACUACCAAACCGGGACCAAUUGUAAAACCACGCGAGGAAACUUUUAAAGAUGAAAGAGAUCGUUGGUGUGCGUUAUGCUCAAAAUCGGGUCAUUUAGAAAAUAAAUGUCGCCGUGGUAAUCGAACACAUCCAGUUACAAACCCUCAAAUUCAAUUUUAUGUUGAUUUAUACAAUUUUCCAAAAGAUCAACCGUUUAUCUACCAUAAAGAAGACGAAUUAGAAUCAGAAAAUAUUAAUUCUAACGAGGCCAAUAAGGUUGCACCUGAAGAGUGUAGUUUUCAUGAUGCUCAAACUGGAAGUCCUGAUAAAAUUAUCGAGGAAAAACUCAAAAAUCAAAAGAAAAACGAACAAAAUAUGUAUUUUAAUGUUGAUUUUCCUCCAACCAAAUUCAUCCCUAAUUACUUUUUGAAACAAAUAAAUUAUUUGAAAGGGAAGUACUUAGGCGGAGAAAACACAUCAACCGGAUGUAGAGUUGAGUCUAGAAAUGGAGUUGAUUCCGAUGAAGUUUUAUUCAAAAAGCCAGUUUCUUUACAAGAGUACAUUAGUUUGGAAAGUAAACCAAUUCCACAAGAAAAUGGUGCGAAUAAUUUCAUUGAUGAUCUUUUAAAAAUGAAUGAUGACAACGUUGAAAUAUAUAAUUCACCUUAUAAAGUACCUGUCAUAAAAUACCAAAGAAAUUUAACAGGAUAUGAUGAAACGUUAAAACUAAACUAUUUACAAUUUGCUUAUAUGAAUACAGAUCAAGGAUUGUGUUUUAUUAAUAGUUUAAGACGAAGACGAGGACUGCAACUAAUAGUUGAUAAAUAUGAUGAUUCACCAGGUGGUGAGAUUUUUUUGAAAAGUUCACUGGAAAUUGACGUUAAAAAUGUGCGUGAAGAAAUAUUACGGUAUUUAGGCGAUAUGCCCUCAAUACAUGAGUUACCUCAGCAAUCCAAACAAAUGUUGGACUUUUUGAUAAAGCAUAAGGAAACUUUGGAUAAAGCUGAAGGCAAUUGCUGGACAUUAUGCAAGAGGCUUUGCAAAUUAUCUGAUGAUAGUAGAAAAGCUGGUUAUAAUCAAGAAACAGCAAAACUAAGAGAUAAUAUGCAAACAACUAUACAACUCUUACUUUUUGGUAAACUAAAUGUGGGACAAGGUUCAAAUCACGUUAAAAAUAUUAACGUAUGGAUUAAUCGCCUUCAGUCCAAAUUAAAUUAUAAAAUGCCAUUAAAUGAUAUUUAUAACAUACAGCAUUCUUAUUCGUAUUUAUUUGAACCCAGGAAAUCGAUUAUGCCAUUCAAACAUAUUUGUUCUAAAUACGACCAUUACAUUUCACCAAGUGUUGAGUCAUCAAAUCAAAAACGGCGAAAAAUUCCGUUCAAAAAUCGAAUAUACUUUGAAAAUAAAAGAAAGUACGUUAUAGAUACUUGUAAAAGGUAUAAUUUCCCUAAUAAGUUUUUGACUGAACUCAAAAGUAUUCAAAAUGCUAUGGAAUCGUCAGAAUAUUCUAGAGUUCAUUAUGGACAUUUUUUGAAAUUUAUGGCAAAGUUUCGUAGUUAUAUGAAGAAACAAAGAAUAUCAUAAGAGAAUCUAAGAAGAUUACGUAAACUUAUUUUGUUGCCUUUUUUUAUUUGUUCAUAAAUAAUAAAUAUUCUAUUAAGCAAA